Molecule: messenger RNA, 1698 nt
Organism: Exophiala xenobiotica
Lineage: Eukaryota; Fungi; Ascomycota; Eurotiomycetes; Chaetothyriales; Herpotrichiellaceae
Exons: 1
Coding region: 1-1698 (565 amino acids)
Source: RefSeq, a predicted model, not a curated record
AUGACCAGCCAGAGAUAUCACUACCACCGAAUAGACGAUCCCUCUCAGAUUCGUCUCUUCAGCAUUAUUCCCAGACAGGACAGGAAAAGAAUUCAUCUUAAGCUAGAGCUUGUUUCAAUCAACGAAGUAGAGGGUCGGUACGAGGCUGUAUCCUAUAUGUGGGGAUCACAAUCGCCUGAGCGCCAUAUUAUCGUAGACGGCAAGACGCUGAGAUUGCGUGACAACAUAUGGCGCUGCUUGAAACAUCUACGUGACCACGAGUUGACGAGGUCAAGACUAUGGAUCGACAGCAUCUGUAUCAAUCAAAAUGAUGAACAGGAAAAGAGCCAGCAGGUGGCCAAGAUGGCGCAAAUCUUCCAAAAAGCGACCAGAGUAUUGAUCUGGCUUGGAUCAACGAGUCUACAGACAUACCUUCUUACUCCAGGAACAGACAGUCUACAGGACAGCAUUGAAAAUCUCCCUCCAAAAGACUGGGAUGCCUGGAUCGAUGUCCUAGGCUAUUCAGACCCUAGAUCUCGGUCCCUGGAAAACCAGAUCAUGAGUAUCGUGUACAAUUCGUAUUGGGAAAGGCUUUGGAUCGUCCAAGAAACUGCACUUGCGCAAAAUGCAUGCAUUGUUUUCGGCAAGGCUCUGCUGGAUAAAGAUUGCUUACGUGCAAUGUACAAAGCGGCUCGCGAAAACUCAAAACCAGGUUAUCUUUCAUGGAUUGCGAGGCAACGGGAUCCAAAUAUCAGGAAUUCUGGAACCGCCUUACUGGAUCACCAUCCCAUAACACGCCUCAGUCCAAAUAAGGGGGACAUGCAAGAUUUCCCCACAAGAAAUUCUCUAGGCAGACUUAUAGAAGAAUUCCACUGGAAACGUUGUACCGAUCCGCGAGACUAUGUGUUCGGCUUGGUGGGUCUGCUCGAUCCCAGUCGACGACUUGAGAUUGACUAUACGUCUUCUAACGAAGAGGUAGCUGUUAGAGCACUGCAAUACCUUGAAGAAGAAGGCACUCAGGACGCAACCCAUCGGCAGGGCCUAAACUUAUCAGCUGCAGCUGCUUUGAUAAAAGCUCUGUCUAUCACCAGCCUUAGGUUCGAACAAAGAUUACCCCUCAACAGGGCCGCAGCCAUGCAGUUGAAGGGCUGCCACCUCUCCUUCAAGCCUUUUAUAAUUCUUACCACAGACGACAACGUCCUGCAACCGGAGGUCGAGGCAUACGAAGACGUUAUCCAAGUAAAUGUAUCAGGAAGCCUGAUGAAGAAUCUAUAUCACAUGAAACGCAAAGACUUUCUCCGGGUGAGGCUGCUGAAUGGCCAAAUCAAGCAAUUCACCUAUGCUCGAGACUGCAAUCAGCUAGAAAAGAAAUCUGGCGCUUUACUUUUGUGCUCUCUUGGAAGAUUGCCAUCCGUCAUGGUACGCUGGAGCCCCGACAAUGAUCGCACAAUAAAGAUUGAGCAUUUUAUUGAGCCAGACAUGACUCGUCAGCCUUACCAACCAUCGCUGGAAAUCGAGAUCCAACUUUCAAUGAUUGUGGAGGAUGCUCUCACAAGAGAGAUUAAUACCUGUCGUAUAGACUGGGACGACCUGCACUCAGACGUAUCGUCCAAAUCAUUUCUACAUUUUUCCACUUUGGAGAUUAUUUCCAUAUGCGAACUAAUUGCACCCAAGGAGAGUGACGUGGCUGGGUUUUGGGAAAGCAGCGAAAAUACCUGA